Molecule: messenger RNA, 2298 nt
Organism: Carcharodon carcharias (great white shark)
Lineage: Eukaryota; Metazoa; Chordata; Chondrichthyes; Lamniformes; Lamnidae
Gene: agfg1a
Product: ArfGAP with FG repeats 1a
Exons: 14
Coding region: 53-1684 (543 amino acids)
Molecular function (GO): GTPase activator activity
Source: RefSeq, a predicted model, not a curated record
UAGCUGUGGUGCUGUGUCUCCCUUCGGUAUCUGGUGGCUGAAUCUGGUCUCCAUGGCGGCCAAGCGAAAGCAGGAGGAGAAGCACCUGAAGCUGCUGCGGGACAUGACAACGCUGCAGCACAACAGGAAAUGCUUCGACUGCGACCAGAGAGGCCCGACCUAUGUCAACAUGACCAUCGGCUCCUUCGUCUGCACGUCCUGCAGCGGCAUCCUACGUGGGUUAAAUCCUCCGCAUAGAGUGAAGUCAAUCUCCAUGACCACCUUCACACAGCAAGAAAUUGAGUUUCUCCAAAAACAUGGUAAUGAGGUCUGUAAACAGAUUUGGCUGGGAUUGUACGAUGAAAGGUCAUCAGUUUAUCCAGAUUUCAGAGAUCCUCAGAAAGUCAAAGAUUUCCUGCAGGAAAAAUACGAGAAGAAAAGAUGGUUUGUGCCAGCAGAACGGGCCUGGGCAGUGGCAGCAGCCCACGCUUCUAUUUCAGGUUCCUCUGCUAGCAGUGCAAGUAGCACUCCUGAAGUAAAACCAGUCAAGUCACUCCUCUAUGAAACCACGCCUGCACUACCUUUGAGCAAAGGAACACCAACCCAAUCCCCAGCAGUGAGUCGCUCUCAAGGAUCCCAACAGGAGAAGAAAGUGGCUCCAUUUGACCUUCUUACUGACCUCGGAGGGGAUAUCUUUGCUGCUCCUCAGUCUGCACCUCCAUACUUUGCAAACUUCACACAUUUUAACAGUCAUGCAGCUCCAACCUCCCUGAAUACAGAUUUUGCAAACUUUGAUGCGUUUGGAAGUUGUAAUGCUUCUGAUAAUUUUGGAGCUUUCUCCUCAGCAAGUCUGCCACCUUUCCAGUCCAACAGUACAGUCUUCAGAACACUUUCAUCAGGCAGCAGUUUUGGUGACUUUACUUCCGCUUUUCCUCUCCCAGCUGCCCACAGUGGAUCCUCUGCUUCAACUAAUGCUAACUUUGCAAAUUUUGAUAACUUCCCAAAAUCAUCUAGUGCUGAUUUUGGAGCUUUCUGUUCCUCGGGGAAUGACACAACAGUAAUCAAAGCGCAUGCUGUCACUCAGGAUAAAUAUGCAGCACUUGCUGAUCUGGAUAACGUUUUCAGCUACAGCACAUCUACACAAGGUGGAAGUAAUCAACUGCCUAAUUUCAGCUCGACGACUGUUGGAUCUUCUGUGAUGACUGCCAAUCAGUCAAGCUCCUCAGCAAACAAUGUGUUUGGGACAAUACAAAGUGCUACAGCAGCACAGACUCAUUCUGGGGUCAGCACAACACCUGCAGCAUUUGGAGCAGCAACCAAUCCAUUUGUAGCAACUCCUGUUUUGCCAGCAACUGCUGCCACAAACCCAUUCCAGACUAAUGGAAGAACUGCAGUAAGCUUUGGAACAGCAUCAAUGAGCAUGCCCACUUUGUUCGCCACUCCAGCUGGAUAUACUCUUCCCACCAGCUUCAGUGGUGGCUUCCAGCAGCCAAUUUUAUCUGCUCCUGUGACCUUCCCUCAGCAUUCAGCAUUUCCACAGCAAGCAGUUGGUGGCGGAUUUGGUUCAUUUGGACAAUCAAAGCCAAUGGUCAUGCAGUAUGGUCAACCAAUGGGAACAUCUGCAGUAUCUAGUAACCCAUUUCUGGCUGGAGCUCCAAUGGGGCAGUUUCCAACAGGAAGCUCUUCAACCAAUCCAUUCUUAUAGCCGAAUUGGUUCUUGUCAGGACUGUGAUGUCGAUGCGUGACGUCUCCAGAUCUCUUGCACAGUUGUGUUGUUCACUGAUCUUAGCUUUAAUCACAAGGGUCUCUAAAGCCUGUAUUUUGUAUAAUGGGGUAAUAUAUGCAGAAAGGAAGGACUUCCCGCAUGUCCUUUAUUUAACUUUUGGCAAGAAGGCUCAAGAUGUAGCCAUAUCAUGUAUAUUGAAAUGGGCUAAUGUUAAGUUAUUGCAAAUCCUACCUUUCAUUGCUCUGCAGUACUGUACAUAUUUUUUCUUAGAAAUUUAGCUAUUUGUGCAAAUUGUAUUUGUAAUUUAACACAUUUAUGUUAAUGUGAAAUGUUAUUGAGCAGAAAGAAUCAUCAAUAAAGUUGCUGUAUCUAUAAGGAUGAAACUGCUAUAACAUCGGCCUUUUAAGUUCUAGUUUUAGAUGAACUAGAAAUUUUAUUAAUUAGGUGACUGAAAAAGGGAUUUUUCUUUCUCAGAGGAAAAUCCUUUUAUUUAUAUUUGGAGUAUGUAGAAAACUGCACCUCUACCUAAUAAAGGAGAUCAUGUUUUGCUACAAGGUUUGCAAUUGACAAAAUAAAUACAAUAUUAGUAAAAA